Messenger RNA from Echinops telfairi (small Madagascar hedgehog), 6185 nucleotides. It is a transcript of the gene TCF20, whose product is annotated as transcription factor 20. The record is from RefSeq and is a predicted model, not a curated record. Gene Ontology annotation, cellular component: nucleus. The transcript has 5 exons. Lineage: Eukaryota; Metazoa; Chordata; Mammalia; Afrosoricida; Tenrecidae. Gene Ontology annotation, biological process: regulation of transcription by RNA polymerase II. The coding region runs from base 21 to 5939 and encodes 1972 amino acids.
CCGCUGUGCUGCUAAACAGUAUGCAGUCCUUUCGGGAGCAAAGCAGUUACCACGGAAACCAGCAGAGCUACCCGCAGGAGGUACACAGCUCAUCCCGGAUAGAAGAGUUCAGCCCUCGUCAGGCCCAGAUGUUCCAGAAUUUUGGCGGUGGAAGUGGUGGGAGCAGCAGCGGCGGCGGCAGCAGUAGCAGUAGUAGUAGUGGACGGCGAGGGGCAGCAGCUGCUGCAGCAGCUAUGGCUAGUGAAACCUCUGGCCAUCAAGGCUACCAGGGGUUUCGGAAAGAAGCUGGUGAUUUCUACUAUAUGGCAGGCAACAAAGACCCCGUGGCAACAGGAACCCCACAGCCUCCUCAGCGAAGGCCUUCUGGGCCUGUGCAGAGCUAUGGGCCCCCCCAGGGAAGCAGCUUUGGCAAUCAGUAUGGGAGUGAGGGUCAUGUGGGCCAGUUCCAAGCACAGCACUCGGCCCUUGGUGGUGUGUCUCAUUAUCAGCAGGAUUACACAGGGCCUUUCUCUCCGGGGAGUGCUCAGUACCAGCAGCAGGCUUCCAGCCAGCAGCAGCAACAGCAGCAAGUACAGCAGUUGAGACAGCAGCUUUACCAAUCCCAUCAGCCUCUGCCACAAGCCACUGGUCAGCCCUCCUCUGGCUCGUCCCACCUACAGCCAAUGCAGCGGCCCUCAACGCUGCCUUCCUCUGCAACUGGUUACCAGUUAAGAGUGGGUCAGUUUGGCCAGCACUACCAGUCUUCUGCCUCUUCCUCCUCCUCCUCCUCCUUCCCAUCACCGCAGCGUUUUAGCCAGUCUGGCCAGGGCUACGAUGGCAGUUACAGUGUGAAUGCCGGUGCCCAGUAUGAGGGCCAUAACGUGGGCUCGAACACACAGGCUUAUGGAACACAAUCCAAUUACAGCUAUCAGCCUCAGUCUAUGAAAAAUUUUGAGCAGGCAAAGAUCCCACAAGGGAGUCAGCAGGGACAGCAACCCCAGCAGCAGCAGCAGCAGCAGCAGCAGCAGCAGCAGCCCCAGCAGCAGCACCCGCAGCAUGUGAUGCAGUAUACUAACACUGCCACAAAGUUGCCCCUGCAGAGCCAGGUGGGGCAGUAUAACCAGCCCGAAGUUCCUGUGCGGUCCCCCAUGCAAUUCCAUCAGAACUUCAGCCCGAUUUCAAACCCUUCUCCUGCUGCCUCUGUGGUUCAAUCUCCAAGCUGCAGCUCCACCCCGUCGCCGCUCAUGCAAAGUGGGGAGAAUCUCCAAUGUGGGCAAGGCAGCGUGCCCAUGGGCUCCAGAAACAGAAUUUUACAGUUAAUGCCGCAACUCAGUCCCACCCCUUCAAUGAUGCCCAGUCCCAACUCCCAUGCUGCAGGCUUCAAGGGAUUCGGACUAGAAGGUGUGCCAGAAAAGCGACUGACAGAUCCCGGGCUGAGCAGUUUGAGCGCCCUGAGUACCCAAGUGGCUAACCUUCCCAAUACUGUCCAGCACAUGCUGCUCUCGGAUGCCCUGACACCUCAGAAGAAGACCUCCAAGAGGUCCUCCUCCUCUUCUAAGAAAGCAGACAGUUGCACCAACUCCGAAGGCUCCUCCCAGCCCGAGGAGCAACUGAAGUCUCCCAUGGCCGAGUCGCUGGAUGGAGGCUGCUCCAGCAGUUCUGAGGAUCAAGGUGAGAGAGUAAGGCAGCUUAGCGGCCAGAGCACCAGCUCUGACACCACCUACAAGGGUGGCGCUUCAGAGAAAGCUGGCUCCUCGCCGGCACAAGGCACGCAGAACGAGCCCCCACGACUCAGUGCCAGUCCUGCAACAAGAGAAGAGGCUGUCUCACCAGGUGCUAAGGACACGCCACUGUCGUCCGAGGGCAACCCUAAAGUCAAUGAGAAGACAGUUGGUGUGAUCGUCUCCCGGGAGGCCAUGGCAACUCGGGUAGAAAAGCCGGGGGGACAAGAUAAGGGUUGUCCAGAGGACGAUCCCGUGGCUGCUCAAAGGCCGCCCAGCACCAGCGGGGCCAAGGAAACGAGCCAUGCCGCGCUUCCACAACCAGAGCCAGCAGGAGGGAACAAAGGAAACAAGAACAGCGAUAACAACUCCAACCACAACGGAGAGGGAAAUGGCCAGAGCGGGCACUCUGCAGUGGGCCCGAGUUUUACAGGCAGAAGCGAACCCAGCAAAUCUCCUGGAAGCCUGCGCUACAGUUACAAAGAUAGCUUUGGGUCGGCCAUGCCACGGAAUGUCGGUGGCUUUCCUCAGUAUCCCAUGGGGCAAGAGAAGGGGGAUUUCACUGGCCACGGAGAACGGAAGGGCAGAAAUGAGAAAUUCCCUAGCCUCCUGCAAGAGGUGCUUCAGGGGUACCACCACCACCCUGACCGGAGGUAUUCUCGAAGUGCCCACGAGCACCAAGGGAUGGCUGGUGGCCUCGAAGGAGCCUCCAGGCCCAAUGUCUUAGUUAGUCAGACCAAUGAAUUAGCCAGCAGGGGCCUUCUGAACAAAAGCAUCGGGUCCCUGUUAGAGAGCCCGCACUGGGGCCCCUGGGAGAGGAAAUCCAGCAGCUCGGCCCCCGAAAUGAAGCAGAUCAAUUUGGCUGACUAUCCAAUUCCCCGCAAGUUUGAAAUAGAGCCCCAGUCAUCCGCACAUGAGCCUGGGGGCUCUCUCUCUGAAAGAAGAUCGGUGAUCUGUGACAUAUCUCCAUUAAGGCAGAUUGUCAGAGACCCAGGGGCUCAUGCCCUGGCACACAUGGGUGCUGACACCAGAAUAGGGAGGAGUGAGCGUCUCAAUCCAAGCCUAAGUCAGUCCGUCAUUCUUCCAGGUGGAUUGGUGUCCAUGGAAACCAAGCUGAAGUCCCAGAGUGGGCAGAUCAAAGAGGAAGACUUCGAACAAUCCAAAUCCCAAGCUAAUUUCAGCAGCAAGAAAUCUGGAGACCACUGCCAUCCUACCAGCAUUAAGCAUGAGUCUUAUCGAGGUAACGCCAGUCCUGGAGCGGCAACCCAUGACCCCAUCUCAGACUAUGGGCCUCCACAAGAGAGCAGGCCCACACCGAUGCGGCGGGUCCCUGGCAGAGUUGGUGGCCGGGAGGGGAUGAGAGGUCGGUCCCAUUCUCAGUAUCACGACUUCUCCGAAAAAUUGAAGAUGUCUCCUGGGAGGAGCAGAGGUCCAGCAGGGGACUCUCAUCACAUGAACCCACAUAUGACCUUCUCAGAGAGGGCCAACAGGAGCUCCCUGCACGCUCCUUUUUCUCCCAACUCGGAAAGCCUGGCCUCUGCUUAUCACGCCAAUGCUCGGGCUCAUGCUUACGGAGACCCAAGCGUAGGCUUGAAUUCUCAGCUCCAUUACAAGAGGCAGAUGUACCAACAGCAGCAAGAGGAGUAUAAGGACUGGAGCAGCAGUUCUGCCCAAGGGGUCAUUGCUGCCGCCCAGCACAGGCAGGAGGGGCCACGCAAGAGCCCGAGGCAGCAACAGUUUCUCGACAGAGUCCGGAGCCCUCUGAAAAAUGACAAAGAUGGUAUGAUGUAUGGCCCACCAAUGGGGACUUACCAUGAUCCCAGUGGUCAGGAAGCCGGGCGCUGCCUCUUGUCCAGUGAUGGUCUGCCUAGCAAAGGCAUGGAAUUGAAGCACUGCUCCCAGAAGUUGCAAGAGUCUUGCUGGGAUCUUUCUCGGCAGACUUCUCCAGCCAAAAGCAGUGGUCCUCCAGGAAUGUCCAAUCAAAAAAGGUACGGCCCGCCCCAUGAGAGUGAUGGGCAUGGGCUCCCGGAGUCUGCACAGUCGUCUAAACCUAGUAAUGUGAUGCUAAGACUGCCAGGUCAAGAGGAUCAUUCUCCUCAAAACCCCUUAAUCAUGAGGAGGCGUGUCCGCUCUUUUAUCUCUCCCAUUCCCAGUAAAAGACAGUCGCAAGAUGUGAAAAAUAGUAACACUGAAGAUAGAGGGCGCCUCCUUCCCUCAUCAAAGGAAGGCACUGAGAAAGCAUUCAAUUCCUACGCCCAUCUUUCUCACAGCCAGGAAAUGAAGGGUAUUCCGAAGAGAGACUCCUCCAGGGACCUCACCGGUCCAGAUCAUCGGAAUUGCCCUGCUGUCACCCUCACAAGCCCUGCUAAGACCAAAAUACUGCCCCCUCGGAAAGGACGGGGGUUGAAGUUGGAGGCAAUUGUUCAGAAGAUCACAUCCCCAAACAUCAGGCGCAGCGCGGCCUCGAACAGCAUCGAAGCUGGGGGAGACACAGUGACUCUGGAUGACAUCCUGUCUCUGAAGAGUGGCCCUCCGGAAGGCACCAGUGCUGCUGUCCAGGAAGCCGAGGGGGAGAAGCGAAAAGGUGAGGCAGUGCCUGACCUAAUCAGCCCAACCAGCCAGGAGCUGAGCACCGAAAAGCCUCUUCCCAGGUCCUCCGAAGAGUGGCGUGGCAGCGGGGAUGACAAAGUGAAGACAGAGACGCAUCCUGAAACGGUCACUGCCGGAAAGGAACUCCCCGGUGCCAUGGCAUCGUCAACCUCACAGAAGCCCGGCAGUAACCAAGGGCGACCAGAUGGGUCCCUGGGUGGGCCAGCGCCUUUCAUCUUUCCUGACUCAAAGAAUGUAUCUCCAGCGGGUGUCCUAGCCCCUGAGGUGAACCCCAAGGCUGAAGAGAAAGAGAGCGAGCCAGUGACAAUUUCACCGAAACAGGAGGGCUUCCCCCCUAAGGGAUAUUUCCCAUCAGGAAAGAAGAAGGGGAGACCCAUUGGUAGUGUGAAUAAGCAGAAGAAGCAACAGCAGCCCCCUCCUCCGCCCCCUCCGCCCCCUCAGUUACCACCAGGCUCUGCCGACGGAGAGCCAAAGCCAAAAAAGCAGAGGCAGAGGAGGGAGAGGCGGAAGCCGGGGGCCCAGCCGCGGAAGCGGAAAACCAAGCAAGCUGUUCCCAUCGUUGAGCCCCAAGAGCCUGAGAUCAAGCUGAAGUACGCCACCCAGCCACUGGAUAAAACCGAUGCCAAGAACAAGUCUUUUUUCCCUUAUAUCCACGUAGUAAACAAGUGUGAACUCGGAGCCGUGUGUACAAUCAUUAAUGCUGAAGAAGAAGAACAGACCAAAUUGGUGAGGGGCCGGAAGGGUCAGAGGUCGCUGACCCCUCCACCCAGCAGCACCGAAAGCAAGGCUCUCCCGACCUCGUCCUUUAUGCUGCAGGGGCCUGUGGUGACAGAGUCUUCUGUUAUGGGGCACCUGGUAUGCUGUCUGUGUGGCAAAUGGGCCAGUUACCGGAACAUGGGCGACCUCUUUGGACCCUUUUAUCCCCAAGAUUAUGCAGCCACUCUCCCGAAGAACCCACCUCCCAAGCGAGCCACAGAAAUGCAGAGCAAAGUGAAGGUGCGGCACAAAAGUGUUUCCAACGGCUCCAAGACGGACACUGAGGAGGAGGAAGAGCAGCAGCAGCAGAAGGAGCAGAGGAGCCUGGCUGCCCACCCCAGGUUCAAGCGGCGGCACCGCUCGGAAGACUGUGGCGGAGGCCCUCGGUCACUGUCCAGGGCCCUCCCUGGUAAGAAAGCACCCACUGAGGGCAGCGGCGGCGAAAAGACUGCUUUGGACUCAAAACCCGGUGUGCCCACCGCUUCAGAAGGUGGCCCUGAGCUGGAGUUACAAAUCCCUGAACUACCUCUUGACAGCAAUGAAUUUUGGGUCCACGAGGGGUGUAUUCUCUGGGCCAAUGGAAUCUACCUGGUCUGCGGCAGGCUCUACGGCCUGCAGGAAGCGCUGGAAAUAGCCAGAGAGAUGAAAUGUUCCCACUGCCAGGAGGCAGGCGCCACCUUGGGCUGCUACAACAAAGGCUGCUCCUUCCGGUACCAUUACCCGUGUGCCAUUGAAGCAGAUUGUUUGCUACAUGAAGACAACUUCUCGCUGAGGUGCCCCAAGCACAAGCCUCCCCUCCCAUGCCCGCUCCCCCUGUUGCAGAACAAGAGCGCAAAAGGCAGCCUCAGCACAGAGCAGUCGGAGCGGGGCUGAGGGGCCGUGGCUCGCAGGAACGAGAGUCCAGCAAGCACAGGUGAGACUGUGGAGGUGAGAGGUGGUGGACCCUCGAUGGGAUGGAGACCUCACUGGCCUGCGCAGCCACCCCACCCCCACCCCAUGUGCCUGCCCGCCAGCACUUCCUCCUCAGCUCUGCAUCACACUCACUGGGACACCCAGAAAGAGACUCAAGAAGUUGGAAUGGCUGUUUCCAUGGACACAAUCUCCAUAGUGACAAUUGGG